This is a messenger RNA of Fusarium coffeatum, 1785 nucleotides long. RefSeq lists its product as uncharacterized. Gene Ontology annotation, cellular component: endoplasmic reticulum membrane. The transcript has 2 exons. The record is from RefSeq and is a predicted model, not a curated record. NCBI's taxonomy places the organism in Eukaryota, Fungi, Ascomycota, Sordariomycetes, Hypocreales, Nectriaceae. Gene Ontology annotation, biological process: protein secretion. Bases 1 to 1785 code for a protein of 594 amino acids. Gene Ontology annotation, molecular function: GTPase activator activity; protein binding; guanyl-nucleotide exchange factor activity.
AUGGCUUCACUGUUCCCUCGCUCGAGCAUUGAGCUCGACUACCCUCUAUAUGCCGUCGACUUCGACCCCGAGGAUGCGAAUCGAGUUGUUGUAGGCGGUGGAGGUGGUCCUAGUAAAACAGGUGUUGGAAACAAGAUUACUGUUCUCGAAACCGUUUCACAGAAUGAACUUCGCUCCGCCGGCGAGAUUACCCUUUCUCGCGAUGAAGACAGCGUCAUGUCCCUUGCUGUCGGUCCUCACAAGGGGAAAACCACAUACGUUUACGCUGGUGUCAACUCCAGUCCAGAAAGCCUCGCCCAGGGCAAGAAUGAGCAUCUCCGAGCUCUCAGUGUUGAUCCCUCCAAGCUGCGAACUUCCGUUGGAGCUAAGACACCCGAUGCGAACAUUACAGAGGCGUCGCGAACUUCUCUAUUCAAGAACCCAGAUAUCGACACAUACCAGCGACUAUUGCGCAUUGCAGGAUCAACCGGUGCCGCGGCUACAGCAAUGGGCAGGGAGCCCCAAAUAGCGAUCUUUGAUGUCGCAGGCCCUGUGGCCAAAUUGCGCGGCCUUCUGGAGCUGGAGAAGGAGGCUGAGGAUUUAGAUAUUGUUCAAACAGGAGAGAAUGACUUCCAGGUCGCAUACUGCUCCAAAUACGAACUGUAUCUUGUCAACAUCAGCGGAAAGGAGGUCAGCGAACCACGAAAGGUAUACACCAUGAAGGAUGACCAUGGCGAACGACCUGCUUUCCGAGCGAUUCGAUACCUGAGCCCCAACUUUCUUGCGGCUGCAUCUAACUUGCCCAAACGAAGCGGAGUGAUCGUCCAAGCUUUUAGGUUGCCUAAGGAUGAGCAAACAGAAGCGCGCUUGUCUAUCAACGCCAGAAUACCAAGGAAGAUCUCUGCAACAGCACUCGCUGUUGCUAACCUUUCUCCUCCAGCUUCGCCGUUCGGAUCUAUCGGUGACACACAAUUCGUCAUUGCUGUUGCGGGCCAUGAUUCCUCCAUUACUCUGUACACGCUCGAACAUUCAGUUGGAGGCAAUAUUGAGCUACUUGCCAAGUUAUGGCAUCUACAUACUCUGAAGGAAGUCCAUGGAGCAGACAACAUCACUGGCCUGGCCUUCUCCCACUUCACGACACCAAAGAACAACCUUCGCCAGCAGUACAUCAAGCUAGCUAGCACAUCUCUUCAGAAGACGGUUGCUGUCCACAGUAUUGCUCUGAAGAAGCACGCCGAAAAAUCUCCUCGCAACAAGAAGGGUCCUCCUCGUGCCCCUCGUUAUGUUACGGCUAAGGAUUCGCGCGAGGUCUCUUCCAGGGGUCUGCACAUCACAAUGGCUAUCAUUGUGCUCGUCAUGGCCCUCGUCGCACAGGGUGUUCUCGAACUCAUUGGUGGUAGCCCCCCGAUCUUGGGUGCGCAAAAGGCAUUCCCACAGUACGGCACUCUACGCACUCCCGAUCACCCACCAGCUGCAUUCCUCGCUGAUGAGUUUCUCGCCAAGCUAGCUGGCCGAGACGUCGUCAAGACCGUGACUGGUGAGACGCUCGUGGUGUACGAGGGCAAUGUCGCCCCUGCAACAGCCGGCGGCGAUGCUCAGGCUCCAGAGCUCAAGCUCGACGUCCAUGACCCUUCCGUACAUGGUCCCGGCAAGACCUGGGAGGAGUUGGGUGAGGAGCAGAAAGAGGCUUGGAAGGCCCGUCUUAAGGAGACCGGCGCCUGGACACAGACCAUGGGCGAGGCCAUCUUCAAGGGUAUUCUGUUUGGCGAGAUUGCGGGUGCUGUUGGCCGAGCUGUUGCUGGUUAA